AUGCAACUCAGAUCUAUCCUCGCCACGGCCGCCAUCGCCAGCAUGGCCAAUCCGGUGCUCGGCGCCGCUAUGCCCCAGACCGCAGAUGCAGCACCACAAGUCUUUGGUUGCUUUGUCAGGAAAUCUGUGGUUAUCGAGGUCAAAGACGAUCAAACCAUAACCGCUGUGGAUUGGCGCGAGACUACCAAUCCUGGCCAGCUCGAAUUCACCGACGGCGACCAAAAAAUCACCGUCAAAGUGGACAAAAACUGCCAAUCGGCGGGAAUAACCGCGCAUCGGAAGGAGGUCAAAUUUGGUGCCCGCCAAAAACGUAGCAAAAACGGAGGGGCAUACGAAGAUCCCGACCAACGCACAAUAGAUUUGGUGUAA
Pyricularia pennisetigena is the source of this 369-nucleotide messenger RNA. RefSeq lists its product as uncharacterized. Lineage: Eukaryota; Fungi; Ascomycota; Sordariomycetes; Magnaporthales; Pyriculariaceae. The transcript has a single exon. Bases 1 to 369 code for a protein of 122 amino acids. The record is from RefSeq and is a predicted model, not a curated record.